Molecule: messenger RNA, 939 nt
Organism: Parathielavia appendiculata
Lineage: Eukaryota; Fungi; Ascomycota; Sordariomycetes; Sordariales; Chaetomiaceae
Exons: 2
Coding region: 1-939 (312 amino acids)
Biological process (GO): peptidyl-proline hydroxylation to 4-hydroxy-L-proline
Cellular component (GO): endoplasmic reticulum
Molecular function (GO): iron ion binding; L-ascorbic acid binding; procollagen-proline 4-dioxygenase activity
Source: RefSeq, a predicted model, not a curated record
AUGGCACCGACCGACAUCCUCAAAGCUACCGGCAUCUGGGCAGGAGGGCUUCUCCUCGGUCUCGGCCUACCGUAUCUCCCGCACCUGUCUUCGUCUCGUCUCACGUCCUUCAUUGGCGACUUUCCGAUGCCAGAUUACCCGUUGGCCUUCCCAUUCUUCAAGAAUACCACAGAUUCCACUGCCGCCGACAACCUCAAGCAGUUCGUUUGCGACACUUCGCACACAUACAGGACAGAGCUCGUCAGUCUGGAGCCACUCAUCAUCUACAUCCACAACCUCGUCACGCCCAUCGAGAUCGAGUCCCUCCUCGAGACGGCCGAGCCGAGAUUCGCACCAUCCCAGGUGACCAAGUACGGCCGGCAGCAGCAAACCUCGGACCGGACCUCGAGUUCCGCAGGCUUGCCGCGCGAUGACCCAGCCGUCAAGUGUGUUCUGGCCCGGACACGGAAGUUCCUAGGUACGAUGCUACGCGAUGGGUGGGACGAGAUGGGGCCUCCCCAGUUGGUCAGGUAUAGCUCUGGGCAACGCUUUAACGUCCACCACGACUGGUUCGAGAUUCCUCAAUGGGCCCCAGACGGCAGCAUGCGCAGGUGGAACCGCGUGGCGAGCUUCUUUGCCAUUUUGCAAGACAACUGCACAGGCGGAGAGACUCACUUUCCGUAUGCUAAACCGAUCACGUUCCCUAGCCCUCGGGGCGAAGCCAUGUGGCAGGGUGAAGUAGCCCAAAAACAAGGCGAAGAAGCGGCAAAGCCACUGUGGAGAGAGCACGAGGAUGGUGGGCUUGCAUUCAGGCCUGUGGCUGGAAACGCGAUCUUCUGGGUGAACCUGCAAGCAAACGGGUCCGGCGACGCUCGAACCAACCACGCCGGUUUGCCCCUGGAGUCUGGGCGGAAGACGGCCAUGAACAUCUGGCCAAGGCAAUACUACCCCUAUGAGUGA